AUGGCAAUCGCGAGGAAGGUCGUCGAGUCGUUGUUGCGGCCGGUCUUCGCUGCAAGUUUCCGUCGAGGGCUGUCGACCGGGCCUGCUACUCAUCCCCUGCUCGUCUUGGGGCUAGAGAGCUCAGCAGACGACACUUGCGCCGCCAUCGUCUCGAGCGACCGCAAGAUCCUCUCGAACGUCGUCAUCAAGCAGCACUCGAUUCACGAGUCUUUCGGUGGCAUACACCCCAUGCAUGCGAUGAAGGCUCAUCAAGCCAACAUGCCGGAAGCGAUCUCGCGCGCCCUCAGCGAAGCGAACUUGUCCCUUGCCGACAUCGACGCUUUCGCCUGUACACGAGGGCCGGGCAUGCCAGGCUGCCUGGCCGUAUGUAACGCAUCUGCAAAGGCGCUCGCUGCGGCGACGGGCAAGCCGUUGCUGGGCGUUCACCACAUGCAAGCGCACGCUCUCACACCCUUCCUUACGGCAUCACCCAACACCGACUCUCCCGCACCAGAGUUUCCCUUCCUCACCCUCCUCCUCUCCGGCGGCCAUACCCUCCUCCUUCUCGCUCGCUCCAUCUCUUCCUUCUCCAUCCUAGCCACGACUCACGACGAGAGUAUCGGCGCAUCAAUAGACAAGGUCGCCCGGGCCUUGCAGAUACCCUGGGCCCUCGGCGCAGGUUCGCCCGGCGCCGCGCUCGAAAAGUUUGCCUUUCCAGGCGGUUCCGCCGCUCCCGGCGCUCCCGCCGCUCCUUCUUCCACCGACCUACCGCCAGACCCCUCAUUUACAAUCCCCUUCCCUCGCGAAAUGGCCUUCUCAUACGCCGGUAUCCGAUCAGCCGUCACUCGCAUCCUCGAUGCCGAGCCCGCCGCCUCAAUGUCAGACGCGCGGCGAAGACAAAUCGCCAGGUGCUAUCUGGAGGCGGCGUUCGAGCAUAUAGGGGAGAAAGUCGGGAUGGCGAUGCGAAAGCUGGGUAGGGAGGGACAGGAAGUCAAGGGUCUGGUCGUCAGCGGCGGAGUUGCUAGUAACCUGGUCCUCAGGCAAAGACUACGCGCGAAGCUGGACUCGCUUGGCAGACCUGAACUCCCGCUCAUCUUCCCUCCGCCAGCUUUUUGCACAGAUAACGCCGCCAUGAUCGCCUUCGUCGGCCUCCUCCGCCUCCAGCGCGGCCUUGUCGAUCCGCUUACGAUGAUCCACGAGGGUACAUGGCCAAUCACGGAAUGCGAGGCGGACUUUGAGCAGAAGGAACGUGAGGAGGAGAGCGCUGAGGCGCCGUAG
Molecule: messenger RNA, 1257 nt
Organism: Rhodotorula toruloides NP11
Lineage: Eukaryota; Fungi; Basidiomycota; Microbotryomycetes; Sporidiobolales; Sporidiobolaceae
Product: O-sialoglycoprotein endopeptidase
Exons: 5
Coding region: 1-1257 (418 amino acids)
Biological process (GO): mitochondrial tRNA threonylcarbamoyladenosine modification
Cellular component (GO): mitochondrion
Source: RefSeq, a predicted model, not a curated record